This is a messenger RNA of Thecamonas trahens ATCC 50062, 1092 nucleotides long. RefSeq names its product GPN-loop GTPase 1. The record is from RefSeq and is a predicted model, not a curated record. Gene Ontology annotation, molecular function: GTPase activity. Bases 16 to 1068 code for a protein of 350 amino acids. Lineage: Eukaryota; Apusomonadida; Apusomonadidae. The transcript has 2 exons.
CCCCAAGGCGACUUGAUGGCGACCGACGACGGGCAGCAGCCGACGACAUGCAUUGUUGUGGGCAUGGCCGGUUCUGGCAAGACAACCCUUCUUCAGAGAAUCAAUGCGUAUAUGCAUGAGAAGGAGGUCGAUGGGUACAUGAUCAAUCUGGAUCCGGCCGUGGCCAACGUUCCCUAUGGCGUCAACAUUGAUAUCCGUGAUACGGUCAACUACAAAGAGGUGAUGAAGCAGUAUGGUCUCGGUCCUAACGGAGGCAUUCUUACCUCGCUCAAUCUCUUUGCCACUAGGUUUGAUCAGGUGCUUUCGUUCCUCGAGUCGAAGGAGAAGCUCGAGAAUGUGUUCAUCGACACGCCGGGGCAGAUCGAGGUCUUCACCUGGUCGGCCUCGGGCUCUAUCAUCACCACUACCCUCGCGGCUUCAUUCCCCACGGUCCUGCUGUAUGUGGUGGACACGCCGCGGACGGUGGCGCCGGCAACGUUCAUGUCCAACAUGCUUUACGCCUGCUCCAUCCUGUACAAGUCCAAGCUCCCGUUUGUGAUGGCGUUCAACAAGGCCGACAUUGUCGACGCCGAGAAGCCGAUCUCGUGGAUGACCGACUUUGAGGCCUUCCAGGAGGAGCUCCUUGCCCACGAGUCGAUGUCGUCGGAGCUUGUUCGCUCCAUGUCGCUGGUGCUGGAGGAGUUCUACAACCACUUUACCGCCGUCGGCGUCUCGGCCGUCACUGGGGAGGGCAUGCCCGAGCUGUUCGAGGCCCUUGCCGCCGCCCGUGCCGAGUACUACGCCGACUACAAGCCCGCGCUCGACAAGACCAUUGCCGAGCGAGCCGCUGCCUCUGCUGACGAGCGCGCCGCCGCCCUUGCCCGCCUCAAGACCGACAUCGAGGCCGCCGACGGUCUCGACCGCGCCGAUCCGGCCACGCUUGCUGCUGACGCCUCCCCCGAUGUCACACCACCGGCCGUCUCCAUGUCCUACGCUCAGGCUGCACAAGCUGCACAGGCUACCCAGCCGCGGCGUGUCGCCACCCCCACCGUCGACGACAAUGCCGACGAUCUCGAGAUGCCCGGCUAGUAUUGAACAACUUCCCCCCCCCCC